Molecule: messenger RNA, 3576 nt
Organism: Fusarium poae
Lineage: Eukaryota; Fungi; Ascomycota; Sordariomycetes; Hypocreales; Nectriaceae
Exons: 2
Coding region: 1-3576 (1191 amino acids)
Biological process (GO): protein phosphorylation
Molecular function (GO): ATP binding; protein kinase activity
Source: RefSeq, a predicted model, not a curated record
AUGUCUUCUCCAGGCCUCUUCAGCCCAUCGGCCUCUCGACAAAACCUCGUCACCUCCGUGUCCGAGAACAACACGCCGCCCAAUUAUGCCCAGAGCCCACUGUUGCAUCCUUUGCAGAUGCACAAAGUCAGAGAGACACACAAGGCGCUCAUUGACUCAGAUACCGCUACGGGCCGGAAACUCAUCAACCAAUAUGAAGUGAUUGAAGAAAUUGGCCGUGGCAUGCACGGCAAAGUCAAGCUGGCCCGAAACCUUGAGACAGGCGAAAACGUCGCCAUCAAGAUUAUUCCACGAUUCUCCAAGAAGCGACGUCUCGGAAAGGUCACGGCAAAGUCUCCCCAAGACAAGACGAAAAAGGAGAUUGCCAUCUUGAAGAAGAUCCGCCACCCCAACGUAGUCGCCCUCCUCGAAGUCAUCGAUGACCCCGAACUCAAGAAGAUUUACAUGGUCCUCGAACAUGUAGAACUCGGAGAAGUUGUAUGGCGAAAGAAAGGUCUUCCUCACAUCUGUCUUUACGAACGACGACGCAUAGAACGCGAGAUGCGGGGCGAGCUCCCUACCCCCGAAGAGGAUCGCUACGAACAGCUACUUGAGCACCGACAGGCUGUCAAGACAAUGAAGCGAGCCAAGAUGGCCCAAAAGUACCCGGGUCAAAUGAAUUGGAGUUUUGAGAACGGUGGAGCAGACGAGCCCGGCAGCAGCCUGGGAAGCCAGUCUCGCCUGUCCUCUAUGCAAGACUUCGCCAUGAGCGCUAGCCCACCAUCCCGACCUGCUUCUCGACAGACAUCCCGUGAGGAGUCCAGGAGACAUUCCCGAUCACGCUCCGUUGUUUCGUCCACCCGCGCGGUGGAAGAUCCCGACGAAUUCAUUGAUUGGGAAGAAGAUAUCGAAACACCCCUGGGCCUUCGAUCAAAUCCUACCUCUAGCACCGCCCUAGACGGUACUAUGUAUGGUCCAUACGUCGAUGAGGGCUUCCGUGGUCGCUCUCCUAGUAUGGCUGACUCAAUUAUUUCUCACAUGUCAUCCCUUGACUUCAAUCCCCAACAACUUGACCCUUUUACGGAUGAUUUUUCUUACGUCCCGUGCUUCACUUUCGACCAAGCUCGUUCGACCUUUAGGGAUACAGUGCUUGGAUUGGAGUAUCUACACUACCAAGGUGUUGUCCAUCGGGAUAUUAAGCCGGCCAACCUUCUAUGGAGUAAGGAACACCGCGUCAAGAUCUCCGACUUUGGCGUCUCCUACUUUGGCCGACCUAUCCGUGAUGGUGAGUUUGACGACACUGUGUCAGAGUCCGAAGCCAAGGACUUUGACGAUGAUCUCGAACUCGCCAAGACGGUUGGAACACCCGCCUUCUUCGCUCCCGAGUUGUGCUACACCGAUUUGGAUACAGAACAACCAAGAGUUUCUGAACAAAUCGACGUUUGGUCUCUUGGUGUAACUCUUUACUGUCUCAUCUACGCCCGGAUUCCCUUCCUUGCUGAAGAUGAGUUCCAGAUGUUCCGAAAGAUCGCCACUGAAGAGGUUUACAUCCCUAAACGCCGCUUAAUGCCCGUCCACCCUUCCACUUCACCCGCCGCUACAUCCCUUUACAAGCGACAAAAUACACAUCCCUACCGUGACGACAAUGAUCUGGUUUAUGAGGAAGUUGACAACCUCCUUGUUGAUCUCCUACGGCAGAUGCUUACCAAGAACCCGGAAAAGCGCAUCCGACUAAGAGAUAUCAAGCGACACCCAUGGGUCGUCCAGGACAUUGCCAAUCCCAUCGGCUGGCUCGAUGACACCGACCCCGCCCGACCUUCAUCUGGCCGCAAGAUUCAAGUUGACGAAAGGGAGAUGUCUUCUGCCGUCGUUCCUCUCACCUUUUUGGAGCGUGCUCGUUCAGUGGUUAAGAAAGCUGUGGGCAAGGUAAUGCACCCCCUUGUGGAACGAAGUGAUAGCAAAACGCGACGUCGAGCCAACAGUAGUGCCGCUAGCUCCGCCGGUGACAGUGUCAGUAUGUGCAACAAUGGUCCGCCAACUCCCCAGCAGCAAUACCGUGACAGCCGACGCAAGAGCCUCCGCCCGGACGAUUAUUUUUCGAAUGCGGUGCGUGAUGCCUCUGGACCCGAACAUCCUCUUUCCGUCAGUACAACCGUCAGCCCGCAGCCUGAAUCUGUCAUCUACGAUCCAUUGGCAACCGUCCUCCCGGAGGCUGGUGUUUAUCGUGGCCAUGCCCAUGCCCAUAGUGAGAGUGAGUCUUACCGUGAACCUGAAAAGUCUAUAUCGGCAGCUUCCUUAUGGCCAUUUCACCGCCAUGCACACAGCCAAGGAUAUGCCAAGACUACAUAUCACUUCCUACACUUUGGCCCUACCGUACCCGUUUCUCAAACUACACCUACAACCCCGAGCUUCGCCAGUCAUGCCGAUUCACAAGAAGACUCAGGAGCCGAGACCAUCCUCAAGACUCAUGACCAAGACCCUAUGGACUCGAUGGAUGAAAGCUCUCGAUCGAAAUCUGUCGACCGUGGGCUUUUUUCCAGUUCUGAUAAGCGUGCCGAGGCCAGAGUCGGUAUAAACACCACAGUCGCUCCUGGCAAUGUUCAAGUACCCCAUCGCCAUGGACGACAGCCUGUCAAAUCUGUUGACCUGGGCAAGAUCUCACAUCAAAGGCGGCUUGAGGCAUCUUUGCUCUCUUCAUCACUGGCCUCCGCGACUGCUGGGCAUCGCCACAGCCAUUCAGAUACGACUUAUGCUACUGAUGCCCACACGGUUACUAAGACGAGACCUCGAUCUCUUCAGAGAAUGGAUAGCGCCCCCAUUACCAGAACGUCGCCUUCCCGUCAUUCAGAAGAUCUUUGUAUGCGAAGAUGUGAUCGACCACAUUCAGAACACAUCAGCUUCUCGUGCCCACCCUCUCCCAUUGAGGAGGAAUGGGACCGAGAUGAGCCUCUGCCUCGUGCUGAAACCAUGCCCGCUACCAAGUCUUCAAGCAUAGAUUCCAUGGAAGCUUUGGCCACCCCUUCAACCAGCCCAAGCGAAGUCACCAGUCCCGUUUCAGCGCUCCCUUCAAAUGCCAGUACAUCGGAGCGAAUGUUGGCAUUCCAGUCCGACCCCUCUUUGCCAGCUCUGCUCAGCGGUGCCAGUUCUGUGUCGGCCGAUAUGGAAGCAGAACUUCUCUGUAGGCCAGGCAUUGUCAGCGCUCACCCCCAAUUACUCGAGACUACCGAUAGCUUAACACCACCGGCGUUUGACAAGGAGCCUAAUGACUUUCCCAUCAACCAUAUCUAUGGUAACCACUCUGCCAUGGACAGCGGCUCUCUUGCCGUACAUCUUGAGAGCGGUGCUCGAGACUCCAUCACAAGCACCCCUGUCGCGCGGCCCGUAGAUGACGAGUACGAUGAUGACGAUGGAAGUGAUGAUGAUGGCAUACUCCUGAUGGCCUCAAAGAAGAAGCCAGUACAGAGCACAUCGCGACCUCCUGCAUGCUAUCCUCCAAAGAGACGCGAUACCAACAUUAGCAUUGCAAGCACCGAAACCGCUAAGAAGGUGCCAACCUCCGCAUAUGGUGACGAGGGGACGUCGCCCUAUGAACCAUGA